Drosophila serrata is the source of this 2745-nucleotide messenger RNA. It is a transcript of the gene w, whose product is annotated as eye pigment precursor family transporter white. NCBI's taxonomy places the organism in Eukaryota, Metazoa, Arthropoda, Insecta, Diptera, Drosophilidae. Gene Ontology annotation, biological process: transmembrane transport. The record is from RefSeq and is a predicted model, not a curated record. Gene Ontology annotation, molecular function: ABC-type transporter activity; ATP hydrolysis activity; ATP binding. Gene Ontology annotation, cellular component: plasma membrane; cytoplasmic vesicle membrane.
CUGAACGGUUUACUCCAUCCAAUUAAUUAUAUAAAUAUAUAAAACACUGCCGUAUUUUUUCGAGUGCUCUCUCGCCCUUGGAGAAAUCCGUUGGAAAAUAAGAAGGAAGGGAAUACAUCAGGAAAUAGAUCAGAAAUAGAACAACGAUGGGUCAAGAGGAUCAGGAGUUGUUAAUUCGCGGUGGCAGUAAACACCCAUCCGCCGAGCAUUUGAAUAAUGCUGAAGGCGGUGGAGCUUCGCAGAGCUGCAUUGGUCAGGGCUUUGGACAGGCAAAGAACUAUGGCACUCUGCGACCACCCAGUCCACCGGAUGGACCCGGUUCUGGAUCCACCAAUGGCCAGCUGGCGGAGAAUCUCACCUACGCCUGGCAUAACCUGGACAUUUUUGGGGCUGUGAACCAACCAGGUUCCGGCUGGCGACAGCUGGUCAACCGGACGCGAGGACUCUUUUGCAACGAACGACACAUUCCGGCGCCCAGGAAGCAUCUGCUGAAGAACGUUUGCGGCGUGGCCUAUCCCGGUGAACUGCUGGCCGUGAUGGGUAGCUCUGGAGCUGGCAAGACCACUCUCUUGAAUGCUUUGGCCUUUAGAUCUCCGCAGGGCAUUCAGGUGUCUCCCUCGGGAAUGCGAUUGCUCAAUGGCCAGCCGGUGGAUGCCAAGGAGAUGCAGGCCAGGUGCGCCUAUGUCCAGCAGGAUGAUCUAUUCAUUGGCUCGCUCACUGCCCGAGAGCAUCUGAUCUUUCAGGCCAUGGUCAGAAUGCCGAGGCAUCUGAGCUACAAACAGCGUGUGGCCCGUGUGGAUCAGGUGAUCCAGGAGCUAUCCCUAAGCAAGUGCCAGCACACGAUCAUUGGAGUGCCGGGCAGGGUCAAAGGUUUAUCCGGUGGCGAGAGAAAGCGUCUGGCCUUUGCCUCGGAGGCACUCACCGAUCCACCGUUGCUGAUCUGUGAUGAGCCCACCUCUGGAUUGGAUUCAUUUACUGCUCACAGCGUUGUCCAGGUGCUGAAGAAGCUGUCGCAGAAGGGCAAGACCGUCAUUCUGACCAUUCACCAGCCGUCCUCUGAGUUAUUUGAGUUGUUCGAUAAGAUUCUACUGAUGGCCGAGGGCAGGGUGGCCUUUUUGGGAACGCCCAGCGAGGCUGUGGAUUUCUUCUCCUACGUUGGAGCCCAGUGUCCUACGAAUUACAAUCCGGCAGACUUCUAUGUCCAGGUUUUGGCUGUGGUUCCCGGUCGGGAGAUUGAAUCCCGUGAACGUAUUGCCAAAAUCUGCGAUAAUUUUGCCAUAAGCAAAGUGGCCCGAGAUAUGGAGCAGCUGCUGGCCACCAAGAGUCUUCAGCAGCCACUGGAGCAGCCGGAGAAUGGCUUCACCUACAAGGCCACCUGGUUUAUGCAAUUCCGAGCAGUCCUGUGGCGAUCCUGGCUAUCGGUGCUCAAGGAGCCACUGCUUGUCAAAGUGCGGCUCAUCCAGACAACGAUGGUGGCCAUCUUAAUUGGUUUGAUCUUUUUGGGCCAACAACUGACCCAAGUGGGCGUGAUGAACAUCAAUGGAGCCAUCUUCCUAUUCCUGACAAAUAUGACCUUCCAGAACGUUUUUGCCACGAUUAAUGUGUUCACCUCCGAACUGCCUGUUUUUAUGCGAGAGGCCCGGAGUCGCCUAUAUCGCUGCGAUACUUACUUUCUGGGCAAAACUAUCGCCGAACUGCCACUCUUCCUUACUGUGCCCCUGGUAUUUACAGCCAUUGCUUAUCCUAUGAUUGGUUUACGGGCCGGAGUGCUGCACUUCUUCAACUGUUUGGCCCUGGUGACCCUGGUGGCGAAUGUGUCCACUUCCUUUGGCUAUUUGAUUUCCUGUGCCAGCUCCUCGACCUCGAUGGCCUUGUCUGUGGGUCCGCCGGUGAUUAUACCCUUCCUGCUGUUUGGCGGCUUCUUCCUGAACUCGGGUUCGGUUCCGGUUUACCUCAAGUGGCUAUCGUAUCUGUCCUGGUUCCGGUAUGCCAACGAGGGUCUGCUGAUCAAUCAGUGGGCGGACGUUGAGCCGGGCGAGAUCAGCUGCACCUCGUCGAACACGACGUGUCCCAGUUCCGGCAAGGUCAUCCUGGAGACCCUUAACUUCUCGGCCGCCGAUCUGCCGCUGGACUAUGUGGGUUUGGCAAUUCUAAUUGUGGGUUUCCGUGGGUUUGCCUAUUUGGCUUUGAGGCUUCGGGCCAGGCGCAAGGAGUAGGAUGAGCCGCCAUAGUUAAAGUGUUUUUUUUACCAUAAUUACUAUUGUGUUUAUUGUUUACUCCCACACAAAAUCAAUUAUAAUGCCAUUUUGCCAAUAAAAAGAAAUUAGCGACAUGAUUUAUAUAAAUAAGAUUUGUUAAGGGAAUAUAUUGUUACAUUUCCCAUAAAUCAUGAUACACACUAUUUGUAUGUCAAAAUUACAACAGAACGAACUUUAGUUUAGACGAACGUGUGUAUAUAUAUAUUUUUGUAUAUCAACCAAUUCAUUCAUUCAAACUCAUUUUCAACUUGGCGCCCUUUGCGGACACACACCACAACAACAAAUUCACCUCACCAUUGCUCACUUCGUUCGCUCUUGUACAAAGCGAAAAAAAAGCACGCUCUCUCACCACUCUGGUGAUUUCGGUCGAAGCUGGGAGAGGAGCAGCUUGGUUCCAACCGAUCCAGUUCACAGAAGGCAGCCGUCGCAACCAAGCAACAAAAACAUGUGUUCAUCGAUUUAUUAAAGCUGUUGCAUACAACCACAA